Messenger RNA from Harpegnathos saltator (Jerdon's jumping ant), 3077 nucleotides. RefSeq names its product Inosine-5'-monophosphate dehydrogenase ras (gene ras). Gene Ontology annotation, biological process: GTP biosynthetic process. The coding region runs from base 263 to 1834 and encodes 523 amino acids. Gene Ontology annotation, molecular function: IMP dehydrogenase activity. The transcript has 2 exons. NCBI's taxonomy places the organism in Eukaryota, Metazoa, Arthropoda, Insecta, Hymenoptera, Formicidae. Gene Ontology annotation, cellular component: cytoplasm. The record is from RefSeq and is a predicted model, not a curated record.
UAUCGAUAGUAUGAUCGAUAGUACUUGGUCCUUGCCCCGUCUGAUAGAGGCGAAGGCGUAGUACUUCGAAUUCGGUCAUUUUGCCUUGCGGCUUCUCCGAGGUGGUGUAUGGUUCGACGCGCUCUCUACGUUACACGUGCGCACGUGUUCUCGCCAGGUAGCAAGAGUCGUUUCCUCGAGAUUAAGAGUGGAGUCACAACGAUAGCUGUUGCAAGCACGGACAAGAGUUGGGAGUUUCGGAAACGUGUGACGAGAGAAAAUCAUGGCAGAUUACGUAUUAGGCAAUGUAAAGGCUUCGGACGUACCACUGCCGGACGAUGGGACGUCGGCCGAGCGUUUGUUCGCCUCCGGCGAUGGCCUCACUUAUAACGAUUUCAUCAUCUUGCCAGGUUACAUAGAUUUUACAGCGGAGGAAGUCGAUCUAUUGUCACCUCUAACCAAGAAAAUUAUGCUGAAAGCCCCGCUCGUGUCCUCUCCUAUGGAUACCGUCACCGAGUCUGACAUGGCUAUUGCGAUGGCUCUUUCUGGUGGUAUCGGUAUCAUACAUCACAAUUGCACCCCUGAGUAUCAAGCUAACGAAGUACACAAGGUGAAAAAGUACAAACAUGGUUUUAUCAGAGAUCCAGUUGUUCUUGCGCCGCAUCAUAUGGUCAACGAUGUCCUGAAUGUGAAGGCUGAACAUGGUUUCAGCGGAGUACCUGUCACAGACACUGGGAAAGUUGGUGGUAAACUAUUAGGCAUUGUCACUUCCAGAGACAUUGACUUUCUUGAAUGCUUACAAAAUUAUCAACAUAAAAGUCUUAGUUCAAUUAUGACAACUUUGGAAAAUUUAAUAACGGCACCAGCUGGUGUAACGUUACAAGAGGCAAACGCCAUUCUGGAAAAGUCAAAGAAGGGUAAGCUUCCCAUUGUGAACGAACGAGGAGAACUCGUGUCUCUGAUGGCAAGAACGGACUUGAAAAAGAACCGCAACUAUCCAAAUGCCAGCAAAGAUGAGAACAAACAACUACUGGUGGGAGCCGCUAUAGGGACACGUAGCGCGGACAAGCAACGACUGCAUCUACUCGAAGCUGCUGGCGUAGAUGUAAUAGUGCUGGAUUCGUCGCAAGGUAAUUCGAUGUAUCAGAUCGAGAUGAUCAGGUACAUCAAAUCGCAGUAUCCGGAUCUACAAGUGAUCGCGGGCAACGUCGUGACCACGAUGCAAGCCAAGAAUCUCAUCGAAGCGGGAGCGGAUGCGUUGCGCGUUGGGAUGGGUUCCGGAUCGAUUUGCAUAACGCAGGAAGUGAUGGCAGUAGGACGACCGCAAGCGACAGCUGUUUACAAGGUUUCUGAAUACGCUCGAAAAUUCGGAAUACCCGUAAUAGCGGAUGGUGGUAUUCAAUCGGUCGGACAUAUUAUCAAGGCUCUUAGUUUAGGCGCUAGUACGGUGAUGAUGGGCUCUCUAUUGGCCGGAACGUCCGAGGCCCCGGGCGAGUAUUUCUUCAGCGACGGAGUUCGCCUAAAAAAGUACAGAGGGAUGGGUUCGUUGGAGGCCAUGAAUAGAAAGGAUGCAAAGGGCUCGGCGAUGGACAGGUAUUUUCAUAAUGAAAUGGACAAGCUGAAAGUAGCUCAAGGUGUCAGUGGUUCUAUAGUGGACAAAGGCUCAGUGCUGAAAUUUCUACCAUACCUGACGUGUGGUAUCAAACACAGUUGCCAAGAUAUCGGCGCAAGAUCGCUCUCCAUCUUACGAUCUAUGAUGUAUAGCGGAGAAUUAAAGUUCGAAAGAAGAACGCACUCGGCUCAACAAGAGGGCAAUGUUCACAGCUUAUUUUCCUACGAAAAGAGAUUGUUUUAAUCAUGCGCACGUAAAACACGCGUCACGCGAAAAGGUACCUGCAUUUAAUCUAACUGUACAACAACUCUUUCACACUCGCGAGACAGAUGAUAAAAAAUCUCAUUUUAUCCAUCGCUUGUAUACGAGACGAUCUCGGCUCGCUACACGCGGAAUGAAUCAUUUAUCUCAGGAUCAACUCUUUGCGAAUAGACAAAAGUGACAACGGCGAUCGCCGAUAUUUACAAAAAUUUACGAGCUUCUGUAAGUAAUCACGCUGUGAUUACUCAUUAUCUGUCUGUUUCGUAUGUAUUUAUCUAUAUGUGUGUAUGCAUGUACAUAUAGUGUAUGUGUAUAUAUAUAUAUAUGUAUAUACACAUCAUACGUAUAUGUAUAUGCCUUUACACGAGAUACUUUUAAACUCGAAACGUGUAAAUUAUACAUCUCAGUAAGCUAUAUAUUAAAAUCAUGUAGAUUAAUGAGAGUUAUGUAUGUCAUGUAUAUGAAUUACUCGACAUCUAAAGCUCAACAACUACCGACUGUUGUUGUAUGACUAAUUAGACAAUUCUGCAGAAUGGGCGUGUUAUAUAUAUCAGUAUAUAUAUAUAUAAAAUCCAGAAGGUGUAAAUACCUUUGCAAAUUUGAUAUUAGAGUAAAUAUCAAGACAAGGGAUUACUAUUCUACAUGAUUUAAAUGGUUUGAUCCUUAACUAAUCUCUGGUGAGAUAUAGUGUGUUAAUGUUUCUACAAGUAUAAAUCAUAGUUUUUGAAUAUUUUACGAAUGAGAAAGAAAUCAGGUUUAACUUUGAUAUGUUUUUAUUUGCAAAUACUAGACUUCUAUGGACAGAUGAUAAUAUUAUUCUAAGAUAACGUCUCCGUUCCAAAAAAUCCUGCCUGAGCGCAGUUAAGGAUUAAUCAACCAUCUUUUAAAAUGGUGGUCGUCCAUUCCUGAAACAAUACGCUAGUAUUUUUAGUAGUUUGACAUAACUUAUCGAGCCAUAUUUUUGUAAAAUUUGUUCAAAUGUGUUCAGUGUUUUUUUUUUUUUUUUUUUUUUUUUUUUUUUCUUUCCCCUUCUCCUUUCCCCCCAAUGUAGUCUUACACUAGACAUCACGAUGUUCUUUUCAAAUAGUAUUAAGCUGAUAUAAAUAUAUAUUGAUUUUAUAUGUGCCCCCCUCUCGCCCCUCCCCCGAUAUUGUUACGUAGCUAAUACAUUUUGCACAGUAUUGUUACAUAAUAAACUAUAUCCUCCCCCUCGAAUAAAAAUCAA